This is a messenger RNA of Cuscuta europaea, 1299 nucleotides long. Lineage: Eukaryota; Viridiplantae; Streptophyta; Magnoliopsida; Solanales; Convolvulaceae. The record is from the annotation of a GenBank genome assembly.
GCUAUACACCCCCAAUCAUCCAGAUAGAUACAGAUUGAGAGAGAAAGUUUCUUUUUUUAAAAGAAAACUAUAUACUCAUUUUUAUUAUUAUAAAUAUUAUAUUUAUAUGAUGAAAGGAGAAUAUGUAGAAGAAAGGAAAGAUCAGUUCAACACUAUGUUUGCUAAGCUCCAUCAGACCCAGAAGUUCCACCACCACCACCCCUAUCAACAGCCUCCUCCCCCGCCGCUCUCUCAGGCCAUCUUCCACCACCCUUUCCAGCUCUCCGCCCCCGCCCGGGAAUGCCAGAACUCCGAUGACACCGACAGCCGCAGCCCGACCACUCCAUCUACGGCGACAAACACCGCAAAGAAGCAGCAGCCCAUCUCUCCGCAGCCGAACUCGUCCUUGGUUGUGGCGGUGGCGCGUACGUCUUCCUCAGGAAACGACGGCGCAUCCAUAGAGGUCGUCCGCCGCCCGCGCGGCCGGCCUCCCGGGUCGAAGAACAAAGCGAAGCCGCCGGUCAUCAUAACCAGGGAGGCCGAGCCGACCAUGAGCCCUUAUAUUUUCGAGCUCCCCGGCGGGGUUGACUUGAUCGAUUCCGUGACCCGAUUUUGCCGGAGGCGGAAUAUGGGCGUCUGUGUGCUGAACGGGUCGGGUUCGGUUUCGAACGUGACGAUCCGACAGCCCGCCACGACUCCCGGGGGCACCGUUACUUUCCACGGCCGUUUCGAAAUUCUUUCGAUUUCAGCGACCGUAGUGGUGGGGCCCAGCUCGGGCGGCAGCUUUCCCCCUCACAACGGAAUAGUGAACGGGUUCACGAUAUCUCUGGGUGGGCCCCAGGGGCAAGUGGUGGGCGGGGUCGUGGCGGGGCCCUUGCUAUCGGCGGGGACGGUGUACUUGAUCUCAGCCACCUUUAGCAACCCGUCGUAUCACCGCCUGCCGGCGGAUGAAAUGGAAAGGAAGGAAGGGCGUGACCUGCAAAAUUCGCCGGAGGUUUCCGGCGGAGUCGACAGAGUUGUUGCGGCGGCGGAAGCGUGCGGGGUCCCGAUGUACAGCUGCCACAUGCCGUCCGAUGUGAUCUGGGCUCCCACUGCUAGACAACCACCGCCUUACUAGAUGCAAAUUCAAAUCAGAUUGUUUUCUUCUUCAUUGAUUUUCUAGACUGUAGUGGCCUUUGGCACUGUGAAAAUUUGGAGUUCUUAAAUUUAGUUCAUCUUUCUGGAUAUUUUAAUUAUGGGUGACUCUUAAUAACUGUACUUUGUCAUUAAUUUGUAUCAUCUUUAAUCCAUUUUUGUAUGAAAAGGUGGAAUUACAUCCAA